Molecule: messenger RNA, 393 nt
Organism: Geodia barretti
Lineage: Eukaryota; Metazoa; Porifera; Demospongiae; Tetractinellida; Geodiidae
Source: the annotation of a GenBank genome assembly
AUGGCAACUUUCGUACUGGUUCACGGCUCUUUCCAAGGCGGUUGGAUUUGGAAACCCACGGCUGAGGUCCUGCGGAGUCAGGGGCAUACGGUGUACGCGCCCUCGCUGGACGGCUGCGGCGAGCGCAGCAAGCUCAUACGACCGGGCAUCACCAUCGCGGCGCAGGGGCAAGAGGUCGCGGACUUUCUGUUCUACGAGGACCUGAAGGACAUCGUGCUGGUCGGCACAAGCACCGGCGGUCUGGUGAUAUGCAAGAUUGCGGAGCUUGCUCGUGAGCGCAUAAGCAGGGAUUGCGUUCGUGGACGCUCUUGCGCCACAGCCCGGCGAGCGCGUCAGCAAUAUCGUGCAGCGCGGCCCGAAUGCCCCUCCGAUUCCCACGACCGGACUGACUAG